Molecule: messenger RNA, 633 nt
Organism: Suillus subaureus
Lineage: Eukaryota; Fungi; Basidiomycota; Agaricomycetes; Boletales; Suillaceae
Exons: 3
Coding region: 48-560 (170 amino acids)
Source: RefSeq, a predicted model, not a curated record
UCGAUUUCUCCGAAGACGAUGCCACGGCAUAUCGUUGUUCGGGGUGCAUGCUGACACGUUACUGCUCAAAAGAUUGCCAGAAGGAUGCUUGGGAAUCCGGCCAUCGUGUUCACUGCCGCAUGUUGCGUUCAGCUCUCGGCAAUCAAGAUGUACGCGAGAUCCGCAAAAGUUUACCCGUUAUUGCGAUGAUCGAGUCCUGGAUAUGCGAAGAGCGCGUCAAUGAAAUCAAGGCGCUCGACAAAGAUACGGUGAAAACAUCCCCCGACGAUCGCUCCAUCGUAGAGGUGGACUUGACCGUUUAUCCCAUCGAAUUAAACUUGUAUUCCUUGCGGGAUUAUUUCCUUGUUUGCGGCUCUCACACCUUCGAACGAGAAGUUGCUGAAUCGAUCACAACCUCAGAAGAAAGCCCAUACGAUCUGGUUGCGGUCAAGGUCAGGCUUGGGAGAGAGUAUUAUUCUUUGUUCAGCCCAGCAACCGCUUUGGGCGUCGCAUUUGGGUGGACGUCGGGCAUUCAGGGAGGACGAUACAUCCAUGACCAUCCUCAGACGCCUGAUACAUGAUAUUGUAUAAGAAGUCUAGUUUGGCACCACCGUCAACCAAGGUACAGCCACUUGCAUUUAAAGGUCCCAGAAA